Molecule: messenger RNA, 768 nt
Organism: Triticum turgidum subsp. durum (durum wheat)
Lineage: Eukaryota; Viridiplantae; Streptophyta; Magnoliopsida; Poales; Poaceae
Source: the annotation of a GenBank genome assembly
AUGGGGUCGACAGACCCACCUGGUGCCGAGAGGAGGAGGCCUGCUCCUCCGCCGCCGUCCCCUAUCGUCCACCUCUCCUUCAGCAGCGACGCGUCCUGCUUCGUCGUCGCCGGCACCUCCAGCGUGCAUUGGCUUUCAUGUGACACCUUCGGCCUGCGUGGCCUCUACCAAGAAAAAGAUGCCAGAAAGACCAUCGCCGCAGCGGCCGGCGACAUGCUCAGCCUCAAGGAAUCAGCAUGUGCCACCAUGAGCUGCGUCGACAGCACCAAGUUCUUCAUCCGGCGUUGGAAGCCGGGAUACAUGAACUACCACUGGCGGUACUUCGAGGGGGAGAAGACAUACACCGGAGGCGAAGACGACGUGCGGGCAGUGCGCGUUCACGGCGCGAAGACCGUCGUCGUGCUCGUCGACCGGCUGGAGGUGCUCGGCUGCAGGACCAAGGACACCGAGGACAAAGAGCUUUGGUUGCUGCACUCGGUGGUGACGGGGGGCAAUCCCCUUGGCCUCUGCGCUGUGUCACCAGGCGCGCCCUUCACGUUCGCGUGCCCCGGCGCCAGGGAUGGUGAGGUGCACGUCGAGCGGUGGGAGGACAAGGGGGAGGUCGCGGGGUCCGUGGUGGCCAUACGUGCACACUCUUCCCGCCUUGCAUCCAUUGCCAUGUCUUGCGACGGCCGGCUCGUGGCCACAGCUAGCGUCAGGGGCACCCUCGUGCGCGUCUUCAGCGCCACUGACGGCGCGUUGCUCCAAGAGGUAAGUGGCGGCGCAUAG